Messenger RNA from Camelina sativa (false flax), 573 nucleotides. Lineage: Eukaryota; Viridiplantae; Streptophyta; Magnoliopsida; Brassicales; Brassicaceae. The record is from RefSeq and is a predicted model, not a curated record.
AUGUCAAAAGCAUACCCCGUCAAUCCAUCAACCUACCGAGCUCCUGUCAUCGGUGUCCGCACCUUACCCAUUCAUGAGUGGGUAGAAGCAGUGGCCUUUGCGAAAGUAACGAGUGAAGAAGUGGAGCAGUUCGUGCUUAAAAGCAUAAUCUAUCGCUACGGUGUCCCUCAUGAAAUAAUCACCGACAAUGGUCCACAGUUCAUCUCUUCGCAGUUCGAAGGAUUUUGCGCGAAAUGGAAGAUUCGACUCAAUAAGUCAACUCCCUGUUACUCGCAAGGUAACGGACAAGCCAAGGCAAUGAAUAAGGUCAUACUGGCCAACUUGAAGAAACGGCUCGAUUCUCGCAAAGGGCGCUGGCCGGUUGAACUGCAGGGCGUUCUUUGGGCUAUCCGAACAACACCUCGUCGGACCACUAAUGAAACACCUUUUUCCCUGGUUUACGGAGUUGAUGCCGUAGUCCCAGCUGACAUAGAGGUUCCUGGAGUCCGUACUUCGCUAAAUCCACUCCGAGCUGAGGAGAAUGAGGAAUUUCUACAUGAUACCCUCGAUACAAUCAAUGAGCGUCGGGACUAG